UUUCUCGGUUCUCCGUUGCACAGUUUCACGUCGCGUUUACGUUUCUUUCGUAUUCAUUUCGCUCGUCGUUCGCGUGACUCUCGAACUGUUGUCGGCGCCUCCGCCAGAUCGAUCAUUUUCAUUGUUUACAUCACAACAUUUUCGGUUCUGCCAAUAGAAAACUCAAAAACAAUUUGGGAAAACAUGACCAGACGGUGGCUGCCGGUGGUGUUUUGGUUGCUGGUCGGUCUGGGACGUGGUCAGCUGAUUAUCAACGUGAAAAAUCAGGGUGGCGAUGUGGUACAAGAAACAAUAUCAGCAAAUACGAGCGACGACACAAUCACGCUGGAAUUUCAACGAUCAGAUGGCACCCUAGUCACUCAACUGAUAGAUUUUCGAAAUGAAGUUCAGAUUCUCAAAACCCUGAUUCUGGGAGAAGAAGAACGGGGACAGAGUCAAUAUCAAGUGAUGUGCUUCGUAUUUCACUUUGCAAAGGAUACGUUUAUUUCAUCAGAUGCAAUGUCAAAGCUGAGACAAAAGAAUCCUAGUACUGUUAGGGUACCUGAGGAGGAUCUUGGAAGGGUUAAUCAUACAAUGGACUACACCGUGAUUAUAAAGCAUUCUGGAAUAAUUAGCCCAUUCAUAAGAGAAGUGUGUGCAGAAGCUGCGCAAGCUUCUUAUACCAGAUUUGAAGAUAUCAUGAAGUGGUCUAACAUACACGGAAUACCAACGGCCUCGUAUAUCCCCGCCCUAAAACGUUUCCCCACCACUCCCGAUUACAUCAACAACGAUCUCGCCUACCACGAAUCCUCACCUAGCGGUAUCACCAACUGUACCAACAUUAAAAAAAUGUGGACACCGUGCAUGUGCCAUUUGGAACAGUGUAUAGGUUGGUACCCUUGUGAGUUAAAAUAUUGCAAGGGCAAAGGGACGGGCAAAGGGUCGGUAUCCAGUUACAGAUGCGGCAUUAAAACUUGUAAAGUUUGUCAUUUGUUUGUUUAUUACGUUGGACAAAAGCAAUUGUGUUUGUGGGAUGAAUAGCGGUAAGAUGUAGAAGAAAUUUUUCACUGUAUAAAUAUUGUCUUUGGACCAAUCACUGUUCUGGAUAUUAGUUUAUGUAGGAGUAAGGUGUACAGUUUUAUGGAGGCUGUGACUAAAACGUUAUUUAAAACUCUUUAUUUGCUAAUUACGGUUUCUAAUAUAAUUUACUAGUGAUAGGAUGAUUAUAGCUUCUUAUAGCUUGACUAGAGGGCAGACAAUAAUUAUUACCGUUUUAUUUUCUUUGCUCAAAAAUAUGUAGAUAAAAAUGCAUAAUGUGUAUUAGAAAAUAUUGUAGACAUAAUUUUGCGACUGUCAAUCACACACAGGUAAAAGAAUGUAAAAAUUAGUUGCUUAGUGAAGUAUUUUUAAAGUCUUGUAAAUACGUAAAUCAGGAACAAAUUAAAUUGAUAUUUUUAUUGAAAA
Anthonomus grandis grandis is the source of this 1443-nucleotide messenger RNA. It is a transcript of the gene oaf, whose product is annotated as out at first protein. NCBI's taxonomy places the organism in Eukaryota, Metazoa, Arthropoda, Insecta, Coleoptera, Curculionidae. Bases 184 to 1020 code for a protein of 278 amino acids. The transcript has 5 exons. The record is from RefSeq and is a predicted model, not a curated record.